CCAGUUGUCGUCACCAUGAAUCGAACCACUGCGUCGGAUGGCACCGGAUCACACAUGUUGGAGAAACACGAGGAGUUUAGUCCGGCAGAUAAAUCCAAAGAAAUGGUGAAAUAUGGAGAGCUUGUUGUCCUGGGUUACAAUGGAUUCCUGCCUCCUGGUGACCGUGGUCGAAGGAGGAGCAAGUAUGUGCUGUACAGGAGAUCAUCAGCCAAUGGAGUAAAGCGGUCAAAACACUAUGUUGUUGAGAGACCACACUCCUCCCAGGCGAUACAUGACACUGGACAACAUUCUAUCUCCUAUACAUUGUCUGGAGAUCAAACUGUCAUUGUUGAGUACGCGCCCGAUGAAGAGACGGACAUGUUUCAGAUCGGUCGUUCAUCGGAGUUUCCCAUUGACUUUGUUGUGAUGGACACGAUUCCAGAAGACAAGAGGGGCAAGAGCAAGGUGCUGCGGAGCACAGUAUCACGGUUUGCAUGUCGUAUCCUCUGUGACCGCACACAUCCGAGAGUAGCAAAGAUCUAUGCGGCUGGUUUCGACUCUUCACGCAACAUAUUCCUUGGGGAGAAAGCAGUGAAAUGGCAGGAGAAUGGAGAGAUUGACGGCCUGACGACAAACGGUGUCCUCAUCAUGCACCCACAAGGCUCUUUCUGUGGCGGAGAAGCAAAAUCUGGCCUGUGGCGCGAGGUAUCUGUUGGAGGCGGUGUCUUCUCCAUGCGACAGCUUGGCGAGGCCCACCAGAAAGGACAUCUAGUUGAAGGUGAAACAAAUGUUCUUCAGGAUGGUACACUCAUACAUCUUUGUGGCGCGACAUUACUUUGGCGCUCAAAUGAGGGGCUUCAGAAAUCUCCU
Cryptotermes secundus is the source of this 849-nucleotide messenger RNA. RefSeq names its product protein pellino. Lineage: Eukaryota; Metazoa; Arthropoda; Insecta; Blattodea; Kalotermitidae. Gene Ontology annotation, biological process: protein polyubiquitination; regulation of Toll signaling pathway. The record is from RefSeq and is a predicted model, not a curated record. Gene Ontology annotation, molecular function: ubiquitin protein ligase activity; protein binding.